Messenger RNA from Drosophila persimilis, 439 nucleotides. Its product is annotated as protein LTO1 homolog. Bases 4 to 420 code for a protein of 138 amino acids. The record is from RefSeq and is a predicted model, not a curated record. NCBI's taxonomy places the organism in Eukaryota, Metazoa, Arthropoda, Insecta, Diptera, Drosophilidae. The transcript has a single exon.
AUAAUGUCCUCUCCGUCACGAGAUAUCAACGAUUUGUUUGAUGAUAUAGUACUUACCGAAGAGAAUCACGCUCGUCUUGGCUACGAAGAAGGCUUGAAGGACGGUAAUUCGCAGGGAAACGAGGAGGGCUAUAAAUUGGGCUACUCGCAGGGCGUUCAGUUGGGCGAGGAACUUGGCAGAAUACUGGGUGAGGUUGUGGCUCAGCAACAAUUCCCCCAUACGGAGAGGGUGCGACGAACCCUUGACCAGUUGCGGUCCCUCAUUGAAGGAUUUCCCCGGAAGAACGAGCCGGAAGCGGACAUUAUCGGAGCCGUAGAAACCAUCCGCAAUACUAAUCGGCGCCUUCGUGCCCUCUUGGGUACCAAAGGAACAGCUUCUCCCGAACCAUCCCCUGCUAAUCGCAAGGAUUAUAGUUUCUAGCGUAAUGGCCAAAGGUGUA